Messenger RNA from Monomorium pharaonis (pharaoh ant), 1491 nucleotides. RefSeq lists its product as uncharacterized. The record is from RefSeq and is a predicted model, not a curated record. The transcript has 4 exons. Bases 661 to 1446 code for a protein of 261 amino acids. NCBI's taxonomy places the organism in Eukaryota, Metazoa, Arthropoda, Insecta, Hymenoptera, Formicidae.
ACCAACGCAAUUUUUAUAAUAGUAUUUUUUUAUUUUGGUUUUCUGAUUUUUUAAAUAUAUCAUUGUUCGUGACCGUUCUUAACUUUUAUUUUGUUACAUGCAAACAUGAUUUAAACGAGUUAUACAUUUAACAAUUAAUAUAUAUAUUUUCUCUGUAAAGUAUAUAUUUCUAUGGUUAAUUAAAAAGGUUUUAUAUAAAUAUUAUAAUUAAUUACAAUCGAUAAGAUAUCUGAAAAAUAAAAUGCACAGAACAAAUAUGCAUAAAAUGUGCUAACAAAUAUCCUUUUUGACUGUUUAACAUAUGAACAUGAUUCAAUCAGGAGUAUAAUAAAAUUAUUUUAAGCAAUUUUGUUCCAUUGCAUAAUUUUAAAUAAAACAAUCGAGAUUUAAAUAUUAACAAACGUUUAAUUAAAUAGAAAUAUUUCUUCUUCUAGAUAAAUUUUAGUUAUUCCCUACAUGUAAUUACAAAAUGUAAAUCGAUGCAGCUAAAAGAAUAAAUUCCACGAUAACUUCACAUUUUUCCUGUGAACAUGCUGCAUUCACGAUUCAUAGGGAUGAAUGUUUAAUAGGUUUGACAAAUCUGCUCGGCUUCAUUUUACAAUAAUCUUAUUUGUAUGUAACUUUAUAAUAUUAAAAUAAUUUUACGUAAAUUUCUCGAGUAUGCGUGUCGAAGGAAAGCAAACCGUCCAAAUUAUAGGUGCUCCCUGCAAAUUGGAUGUCAUUAGUUCUACUGUUAAACAUGAACAGAAACCAGACAAUUCUGGCUUGUACAGAAAAAUCUCGGACAAGCCCAAGUGUUCUAGCAGAAAGGAUUUGUCUCUUCAAUCGAUAGGUACAAUAAUUAGUACGGAAGUUCUGAAUACAUCAAGUGAGACUGAAAAUUUGAAUGCUGAAAAAUACGAUACAUCCACAUCUGAAAGCAAUGUAAUUCAACAAUUUGAACGAGUCUCGUGGAAAUAUAAAAAUCCAUAUAGCGUUUCUAUCAGUAAUCACAUAAAUUAUGAAAAAUCCAUUCACACAUUAGAGAACAUUCUUAAGGACGAGCCUCAGGAAGGAAAAAUAAAGCAAAGUAUUCUCUCCAAUUGUCGAGAGUAUUUAGGUACCUAUCAGGAAUUUUGUGAUACACCGCGUACCGAAUAUACCUUCGCUGCUCUGAUCGUAGUAAUGACUCAGGCUAUGGCACGAUCUUUGUUGGCACUAAUAUAUGUGAUCAUUAACGUUGCUCCUGUUAUCCAGAUGUUUUUCUUCAUAUUGAGAUUCGUGUUAGACAAAAUAAUCGAUAUGUACAGAACCAAGAAUUUUCGGCAAGUAAUGGUGAAACUCAUUAUUUUCAUUAUACAAUUGCUCAGUGUAUACGUUUUCCUUAUAUUUAUACUUAGCCAUAUCAUUUUGCCAAUCGUACAAAUGACAAUUAGUAUUGCAACUAAAUUCGCGACGCGGAAUUAAAUUAGUUUCGUAAAAUGCAAAUAAAAGUUAUGAUGGCGCUAUCCU